AUGUAUAGUAUUGUAAUUAUUUGUUUUGUUGUUUUGUUCAUUUUUUAUUGGUUUUUUAAAAAAACCAGAAAUAACACCACCAAAUACUACUACCCAGAUGGAACCGAAUACGUCGAAGACUAUUUCUACGACGACCAAUUUUAUGAAGAGUUCCAUAAAAAAAAUAACCCACCACAACAAAACCAAUCACAACCACUCCCACUCCCACAACCACUCCCACAACCACAGCCACUCCCACUCCAACAACCACAAUCACCCCAACAACCAAUCCUACUCCAACAACCACAAUCACAACCUCAAUUACCACAACCACUCCCACUCCCACAACCACUCCCACAACCACAGCCACUCCCACUCCAACAACCACAAUCACAACCUCAAUUACCACAACCACAACCAAAACUUACUGCAUCAAUCCCAGAUUAUAAAAAGCUAUUUCAAGCUAUGGAUGCAUAUGAAAAACAACAACAACAGGAACCAGAACCACAAUCACACCCAUACCAACAACCACAAUCACCACAACCACAAUCACAACCAAAACAUACUGCAUCAAUCCCAGAUUAUAAAAAGCUAUUUCAAGCAAUGGAUGCAUAUGAAAAACAACAACAACAACAGGAACCACAAUCUAUGGAUAUUGACUCAGGGACAGUCAAUACUCCACGUCCACCACCUGAAGAUGAAGCUAUAACCCGUUUAAAUGAACGUUUAGAGCUCUACAAUUUAGUGAACAGUAGAGACAUCCCAGGGGAUGGCAAUUGUCAGAUGCAUGCCUUAUCUGACCAAAUUUAUGGCGACUUAAACCAUAGUGCCGAGAUUAGAAGAGCUAUUGCUACAUGGCUCAUUAAAAAUAAAAAUUUAACCCUUUCAAAUGGUGCAAAAAUAUCCCAAUUUGCCAAUACUACAAAUUGGAAUAGAUACUGUAACCAAAUGGCAAGAAGGGGUACAUGGGGAGACCACUUGACAUUAAUUGCCGCUGCUGAAGUUUUCAAAUCCCAAAUUACCAUAAUUUCAUCAGUUGAAUCCAACAGCAGCUUUAUCAUUGAAAUUAUUCCACGUUCAAUUGAAAACCCAAGAGCAAUUAUCUUGUCUCACCAUGCAGAGCAACACUAUGGUUCCUUACGCCAACUUAUUAAUUAA
Messenger RNA from Dictyostelium purpureum, 1137 nucleotides. RefSeq lists its product as uncharacterized. The record is from RefSeq and is a predicted model, not a curated record. The transcript has a single exon. Gene Ontology annotation, biological process: protein deubiquitination. Gene Ontology annotation, molecular function: cysteine-type deubiquitinase activity. NCBI's taxonomy places the organism in Eukaryota, Evosea, Eumycetozoa, Dictyosteliales, Dictyosteliaceae. The coding region runs from base 1 to 1137 and encodes 378 amino acids.